CCACAUCGUCAGAGCUAGACAAUUGAUAUUACUUAAUAUAUAAUUAGUAAUCAUAUAAGUAAUCAGUAAUUUCUCCUGUAAUUCAUCUUAAGUAUUACAGAAGUUGGGCUUAGGUUCAAAAGUACAAGUAAGGAAUGCAAUAGCUAAUGGGGAGAAUGUAAAUUGUUAACCGAAUAAAAUAAUAAAGAUAAUUACUGUAACAUGUUUUAAGAUAAUCUCAUCUUCAAGUAGUUCUGAAGUAAGUUUUAAAUGCUAGUAAUUUAGAUAUUGCAAUCUAUGUUCUACCAACGUUAUUAAUCCGAGAAAAUCGUGCAUGUUUUUAUACAUUUUGUCGGCUGUGAAAACUGUUACAUUUAUGGUAAUAAUUGAAAAAAAUAUUUCAGUUCUAAAUUUAGGUUGAUAUGGACGAGUAAUUCUCUGCAGUUGUCAUUGAAGGCCAGUGAAGACACCUGAAUGGACCUGAAGACGUCGCGUUGUUUUCUACUCGGCAUGGCUGUGACAUUUGUGUCUUCUAAAUCGUGCUUUUAUUCAAUUUUUAUGUGUUUUCACUUAUUUUGUGCAUUCUGAGCGAACGUAAUUUGGAUACUUUAGAGGAAGCUCCGAAAGUUGACGAUGUCGGACGAGGAGGGAGAACAGGAAAAGCCGUUCGCGGUGGAGCGCGCGGUAACCGGCCGCGCGAAAUGCAAGAAGUGUAAGUGCAUCAUCGAUAAGAAUUCGGUGAGGAUCGCGAAGCUGAUGGCGAAUCCGUUCACUGAGGGCAAGAUGAAGGCGUGGCAUCACGUGACCUGCCUGUUCGAGGUGUUUGCGAGGCAGAGAGCCACCACCAAGAGGAUAGACGACCCCGCAGAGGACAUCAGCGGCUGGGAUGAUCUCUGCGACGAGGACAAGAAGAUCGUCCUUCAGAAGAUAGAGGAUUUCGAGAAUUCUAGCCCGUUCAAGACUGUAAAAGCGAAGAAGGAUGAAUCAGUUUCCCCGAAGAAACGUAAACCACCCCCCAGCGAGUCUAACACACCAGUCAGCAAGAGGGUAAAGCAAACGAAAGAGAACAGCGCCGCGUCCUCCAACGAGGAUUUGCCGUCUACUUCGAGUUCGAACUCGAAGAAAGGUCACGAGACAGAAACAGGUCCGCACAGAGACGACACUUUCCAUGAGUUUCAGAGGGUUUGCCGCGACGUGGCCAAAGUUGACGCCUACACCGACAAGACGGCUGUCGUGAAGAGACUGCUGACUAAAGGAUCGGAUGGUGGUGGAUUCAAGAGUGACGUGACUCUCUGGUGCAAACUGCUACUACCUCAUUCAGUGAAAAGAGUGUACAACCUGCGGGACAAGCAGCUCCUGAAGCUGUUCUCUCGUUUGCUGCACCAGGAUGAGGACGAGAUGCUGGAACACCUGGAAAAGGGCGACGUGUCCGAAACGAUACGUGUAUUCUUCCUGAAAUCCAUGGCUAUCAAACGUGCCGACAAAUCCGUGCUUACGAUUCAAGAGGUGGACGAGUUUUUGGAGAAGCUGUCGUGCUUGACCAAAGAGGACGAGCAACUCCAACACUUUCGAUCGAUUGUUUCCAGAUGCACCGGAAAUGACUUGAAGACGAUCGUGCGUCUCAUCAAGCACGAACUGAGGAUUAACGCUGGCCCGAAGCACAUACUGGAAGCUGUGCACGAGAAAGCCUACGCGGCCUUCCAAACCUCGAGGGACCUAAACAGAGUCAUCGAGCGGUGUUGGCAAGGUUCCUCGACCUCUGACAGAUUUGGGAACCCUUCUUCCUCUACUUCGGGAGUUCGUACGGACAAUAAAGUGGCCCUGUCCCUUAUGACACCAGUUUUACCGAUGUUGGCAGAAGCUUGCAAGUCUGUAGAGAUGGCGAUGAAGAAGUGUCCUAAUGGGAUGCUGUCCGAGGUGAAGUACGACGGAGAACGUGUCCAGGUCCACAAAAGGGGUAGCGACUUUCGAUACUUCAGCAGAUCUCUGAAACCUGUGCUCGCCCACAAAGUGAAACAUUUCAAGGAUUACAUUCAGGAAGCUUUUCCAGAUGGCGACGAUCUUAUUCUAGACUCCGAAAUUCUCAUGAUAGAUACCAAUACUGGACAGCCGUUGCCUUUCGGCAGCUUAGGCAUUCACAAGAAAGCUGAGUUCAAAGACGCCAACGUUUGUCUGUUCGUGUUCGAUUGCAUUUACUACAACGGAGACGUUCUCCUCCACAAGACUAUGACGGAGCGCAGGCGAAUUUUGAGGGAGAGAAUGACCGAGAUACCUAACAGAAUAAUGCUCUCCGAGGUUCAGGAAGUCCACGAUCCGCAAGAUUUGACUAAAAUGAUCGCCAAGGUUCUCAAACUGGGUCUAGAAGGAUUGGUCCUGAAAGACAUCAAUGGCAAAUAUGAGCCAGGCAAGAGACACUGGCUGAAGGUGAAGAAGGACUACCUGUUUGGCGGUGCUAUGGCUGAUACUGCAGAUCUCGUCGUGCUCGGCGCGUGGUACGGCACUGGGAACAAAGGUGGAUUGAUGUCUGUAUUCCUGAUGGGUUGCUACGACGAGGAUCGCCAAGUCUGGGUGACAGUAACCAAAGUUCACACAGGACAUGACGAUGCGACUCUGACGGUGCUCCAGGACGAGCUCGAUAUGGUCAAAAUAAGUAAAGAUCCAAACAAGGUGCCCUCGUGGUUGCGAGUGAACAAGCCAAUGAUUCCUGACUUCGUCGCUAAGGAUCCUAAGAAGCAGCCUGUGUGGGAAAUAACGGGAGCAGAGUUCACGAAUCACGGUGUCCACACCGCGGACAGUAUCAGCAUCAGGUUUCCAAGGGUGACUCGUAUCCGCGAUGACAAGGAUUGGUCUACCGCCACCAGUCUAAAGGAGCUAAGGAAUCUGUUCAAGAAAAGCUCAGAGUCGAUAGAUCUUAGUCUUCUCUUGCCUUCGAGCUCCAAAGUCAAAGAGGAAAUGGACGAAAUUAAACCGAUUAAGCUUGAGAUUUCCCCCAAAACGAAAACGAAAGUCGACAGGAAAUUAAAGCAACCAGAGAAUGAGGAACAGGACGUAAAGCCUUCGACGUCUAGGAUGCUGAAUGUACAGCGAAAACGCGACGGGGAUAGCGAGGAGUUCGAUAUCAACAAAAAAAUUAAAAAAGAAGUAAAUAGUGAGGAGGAAAGCAACGGCACUCGCAAGGAGGAUAAGGAACGAGCGGAGUUUUAUGCAUUUGUCAACAAGGAUUAUGUAGAAUACUCUGCUGACGGGACUCCAUUGAACUGGGUCGAGGGUCGAAAACCAGCGCAUGGUCUUCCAUCUGAUGCGAAACCUUUGUCCAGCCUUACCGACAACGAAUUGAAGUCCAAAACCAUCCUGAAGGGUAUUCCUGUCGUCCUGGUGGGAAGCUUUAAAAAGAAGAAGCAGAAGCACGCUAGCAUGUUGCUGAAGACUCUCGGAGCUAAACUCCUGAGGGACCACGAUAGAUCCAAAGCGACGCACGUGAUCCACCCUGGUACGGAGAUCUUGUCCACAGCGAUCCAGCAGUUCGGAGACGCGUCGAAGACGGCGCGACACGUCAGCGUCGGUUGGCUGGAGGCGUCCGCCGCGGCGUCGCAAGUGCAGGAGACGAUAGCACACGCCGUGGAGCUGGCUGCUGAUUACUGCACUUGUUCCUGUCGACAUCGAUGACGACUUUUCCCUUUUUCGUCACCCUUAUCCGUUUGGAUCUGCAUCGAAAUCAUGGUAGGACAUUUUUACUAAACUUAUGGCAUGUAAUUUGUCCCGUGAAACUUAACAAAUACUGUACGCUUGGUGGAAAGAUUGUGAUGAUUUCGAAGUGAUGAUUUUCAUUAGAAUAACAAAUAAAUUCGUAUGAAGUAUCUUUACUCUUGUUCUUCGUUUAUUACGUCUAAUCUUCUUCAAAAUUUUAACUUCCUCUUAUCAUUUUUCUUCCGAUGUGUGACUCUGUGUAACUCUAGAAUAUUGCCUAUACAAAGACGAUUGUGAAUUAUACCAGGGUGACAAGUAUAUCUUCUUAUUUGCCAAUUUUUCAAUAAUUACUACACCUGUCUUUGCUAUCUAAUCAUGAACUACACUGAGAGUUGGAUAUCGAUUACAUCUGUAACUUCGUGAUCAGUUGCUGUAAUCGCAAUUAUAGAUGAAUGACGCAU
Messenger RNA from Hylaeus volcanicus, 4127 nucleotides. It is a transcript of the gene DNAlig3, whose product is annotated as DNA ligase 3. Gene Ontology annotation, biological process: DNA recombination; mitochondrial DNA repair; DNA biosynthetic process. The record is from RefSeq and is a predicted model, not a curated record. Bases 613 to 3645 code for a protein of 1010 amino acids. Lineage: Eukaryota; Metazoa; Arthropoda; Insecta; Hymenoptera; Colletidae. The transcript is spliced from 22 exons. Gene Ontology annotation, molecular function: zinc ion binding; DNA binding; ATP binding. Gene Ontology annotation, cellular component: DNA ligase III-XRCC1 complex.